AGUCUAGUGCUCGAGCGAGGAGGUUGUGGCGUCUUGCGUGUUUGAGAUUUAAGCUCCAGCCAGGAUGAUCGAGGUUGUUUGCAACGACCGUCUGGGGAAGAAAGUCCGUGUUAAGUGCAACACCGAUGACACCAUUGGGGACCUUAAGAAGCUGAUCGCAGCCCAGACAGGGGCCCAUUGGAACAAGAUUUUCCUUAAGAAGUGGUACACGAUUUUUAAGGACCACAUGUCGCUAGGGGACUAUGAAAUCCUUGAUGGGAUGAACCUGGAGCUUUAUUACCAAUAGAGCAGAA
Lepus europaeus (European hare) is the source of this 293-nucleotide messenger RNA. Its product is annotated as ubiquitin-like protein 5. Bases 65 to 286 code for a protein of 73 amino acids. Gene Ontology annotation, biological process: mRNA splicing, via spliceosome; protein modification process. The record is from RefSeq and is a predicted model, not a curated record. NCBI's taxonomy places the organism in Eukaryota, Metazoa, Chordata, Mammalia, Lagomorpha, Leporidae. Gene Ontology annotation, cellular component: cytoplasm; nucleus. The transcript has a single exon. Gene Ontology annotation, molecular function: protein tag activity.